UGGUAGCUUCCUGUUUAGAAGGAAAACGUCAGACGUGACCGAGCUCUGUGGAUCAGAUAAGGUUCAGAGAGGUUCUACCUCUGUCCCUGAACCGUAACCCAACGCACGUGCUCCUCUGUGGCUCAGCAGCUGAUUCCCUGACGGACUGACGGUGUUGUGAGGAGCGGAGGAGCCAUGCCUUUCCUGCACGGCUUCAGAAGGAUCAUCUACGAGUACCAGCCGCUGGUAGAUGCUGUGAUGCGUGUUGUUGGACUGGAGGAAGGAGGUGAUGGAGACGGAGGUGGAGGUGAUGGGGAGGAGGACAGAGUCAGAAGUCCUGAGGACGAGUCCGGUCGGCGUAGUUCUCUGGUGGAGCUUCUGGAGAGAGAGUCCCAGUCAGAAGUGUUUAUGGAAGGCAUCAGCUACGCUCUGUAUAGAGUGGCAGAGCGGGGACUGGGUUAUGCAGCUGAAAUCCUGCUGCGCUACGGAGCUUAUCUAAACUUUGAAGACCCGGUGUCGUACUACAAUCCUCUACAUGUAGCAGUUUUACGGAACAGGCCAAAUAUGGUGAAGCUGCUGGUCGGGCAUGGAGCAGACAUUGAGAAGAGGGACAGGAUCCAUGAGAGCAGUCCAUUGGAUCUGGCCAGUGAGGAGUCGGAGAGACUACCAUGUCUGCUCGCUCUGCUCGACUUGGGUGCCGAUGUGAAUGCAAGCGAUAAAAAUGGAAAAACCCCUCUGCUCCAUGCCAUGGCGAGCAGCGAUGGACUCACAGUGAACAACACAGAGAGUAUCCAGCUUCUUCUUGAGAGAGGUGCUGACGCGAAGGCUGUCACUGCACACGGGGAAGCAGUCGAAUCCUUGUUGGUGUUUCUGAUUAAAGAGGCUUUGGACGCCAGCGCGGAGGACGCUGCAGAGAUCGGUAAAUUCUGCCUGAAAACCACACAGCUUUUGCUGACUCAUGGUGUGGACCCCAGCUGCUGCAUGAAUGAGGAUGGUGAUCCCUCCCUGACACAGACAAGCCUGGAGCACUUUGACCAUUUCUUCCCCCUGGCUGUGCUCUUGAUGCAGAGAGGAGCUGCUUUGAAGUGCACCUAUCAUGGCGAUUCCUGUUGGUCAGGCGAGAGCCUCCUUUUCGGGCGGCUCCAGGAAGCCCUGCAGCAAUGCUCUGAUCAAAGUCACGCGUCCGAGCUCGUGGAGCAGGCCGAGGUGUUGCUCGACUUAGCGAGGGUAAAUGUCCCAAUGCUGCCUUUCAGCUCGGAGCUUCCUGCACCUGGUCAGGACCCUCACCCUUAUGCUCCGGCUCUGGUGGACCUGCAGAGGAGGGUGGCAGAGCAUGACACCAGCCCCCCUGCUUUGCGCUGCCUCUGCAGGGCAUUCAUACGGACCCACCUGCAGCCCUGGCCACUGGAAGACAGAGUCAAUGCCUUGCCAUUACCGGACAGAAUGAAAGACUUUAUUUUGCCUGAGCGCACAUAUAAACCAAAACCUGGCUGGGACUGCUUCAAACCCCAGUCUUCGUAGCCAACACUGAUGGUACAUGCUACAGGCUGGUUUCUGUUCUACCCAAAAUCUGAAAAUAUAUUAAUAAAAGAACAGCCCUAAAGGAAUUUAACCAGAAUGACACUCAGUAGAGUGCAUACCUCCACCAGGGCCCAACAGUCUCUUAAUGAAACCACAUUUAGAUGAACUAGAUCCAGAUUUUUAUUCACAAACUCAUACAAAUCAGUUCCCGAAACAUGCUUAAAUUAUCUAUCAUCAAUAUCUAUGAACUAUUUAAUGAGAAAUCAAUCUCCGAGCCCGUCAGCUAUCAUCUGAUGAUAAAUUAGCCUCUGAAAGCAACAGCCAAUUAUUUGGGGCUUCCAGUGUAAAUUUUAAAUGGCCUUUAUUUAUAUAGAGCUUGUCUAGUCUUGAUGACCACUCAAAGCGCUUUUACACUUUUGCCCUCCAUCCAUUACUUUUCAUAGAAGGCGAAUAUCCGAGCUGAGACUGCAUCUUUUAUUCGCUGUACACUAUUUACUGAGUAAUCAAGUGAAAAAAUUGGAAAAUCCUCCUAUCCGCCGAUUUUAAAGAAAGUGAAAUCAUAUUCCUGGAUCCGCCCCCAGAUCAGCAUCAAAAUUCAAUGAGUCAUAGAUUAUGCCGUGCCGCUCCAGAAAGUGGUUGAGUAGUUUUUACCUUAUCCUGCUAACACACAAACAAACAGAUGAAAACAUAAUAAUACCUGGGCUCAGGUCCAAAAAAAUGUAAGCUAAUCCUCAGAAACCAUUGAGGCCUUUGUUGAAUUCUCAUUAUGUGUUGUCUUUGCCAAAUUUACAGGCAAAACAUUUGUAUGUUUCCUUAAUUUACAAAGCUAUGUAUGUUCAAGCUGGCUUUUGAGUUGUUGCUAAGUUGUUUACGUUGAACUGGUGAACAAACUGAAAGUUGCAGAGGAAGUUGCAGUUCAGAAUAAAUGCCACAGGAUGGCACUGUUGCUCCUGCAGAUGGGAAGUAGCCCAGCUAGCAGGGUCAGAGAUUUAGUUAUUCUCAGUGCAGCCCAUUAAAGUUGUUCUAGCGCAGUAGAGUCCAUCUAUAUUUUAUCUCCUCAACGGGAUGGUGAUGUGUUGUGGAAUUUGUGUGUCAUCUCACUCCUUCUGAAGACGGACCAAUAAAACAGCAGCGUGCUUCAA
Pleuronectes platessa (European plaice) is the source of this 2642-nucleotide messenger RNA. RefSeq names its product ankyrin repeat and SOCS box containing 6 (gene asb6). The coding region runs from base 175 to 1500 and encodes 441 amino acids. Gene Ontology annotation, cellular component: BRCA1-BARD1 complex. Gene Ontology annotation, biological process: protein ubiquitination; intracellular signal transduction. The record is from RefSeq and is a predicted model, not a curated record. The transcript is spliced from 7 exons. Gene Ontology annotation, molecular function: protein binding. Lineage: Eukaryota; Metazoa; Chordata; Actinopteri; Pleuronectiformes; Pleuronectidae.